This is a messenger RNA of Toxorhynchites rutilus septentrionalis, 4305 nucleotides long. It is a transcript of the gene slmb, whose product is annotated as F-box/WD repeat-containing protein 11. Gene Ontology annotation, molecular function: protein dimerization activity. The transcript has 9 exons. The coding region runs from base 952 to 2565 and encodes 537 amino acids. NCBI's taxonomy places the organism in Eukaryota, Metazoa, Arthropoda, Insecta, Diptera, Culicidae. The record is from RefSeq and is a predicted model, not a curated record.
CGUCACUCGUACCGUCUGGACGUCGUUCGUGACAUUGUUCGGAACGAGCAUGCAAGAGCGUGUGCCUUCAACUUUUAUUUGAAUCUGUACUUUCCUAGUAAUAACAGCCGUCUUUUUUUCUCAUGUAUUGUGGUGCUUCGAUGUUCUAUGGUAUUUAUCAUCAUUUUGCUUUAGAAAAGAAUGUGUCACGAAUUUUGCAAAUCGGAACCGUUUCGAUAGUCACGAGGAAAUCAACAGUACAGUUCUCUGCUCGUCAUGAAUGCAAUCUGAAACAUCAUUUGUCAGAAGGGGAAAACGAAUCAAACCUUCAACUUUCUGGGUGCAACACCCAGACCCGAUUUCUCUACGAAGAAUCGCAGGAGUUCUGUGUGUUCGUGUGAUAAAACAGUGCUGUUUAAAUGUUCUUCGUGAAGAGCUUUGUUUCUGCUGAAUAUUUUUUCUAGCAGUAUUGCUCUGUGUUUGAGCUUAUUCCAAUGAGUCUGUGCAUCACCGAAGGAGAACAGGCUUUCGUAUGGAGUGAAUUUGCAUUGAUUUACCCAGGAACCAAGUAAAUGUAUCUCUGCUCUUCCAUAUUUUAUUUCUCCUGGAGCUGAGCUAAAAGAUUGGUUGUGGAAGAGGCGGGGGAAUUGAAGAAAAAAACGGUGCGCGAGUGCGUUGGUGUGAGUGCAAUCUUCGUGUCAUCCACAGCAGUAUUCAGGCUUAUUUCAAGUCAUCCGAAGAGUCCAAUAAAAGGAAGAUUUCAAGUGUUCAGUGUGUGACCAAUCCCAAAAUUUGUUGCAUCGUUGUGCAAGGAUAGGUCCCAGCGACGAAUUCCAUUACAACUGCCCGACAGUUUACCGUCCAGUCGUAGCGUAAACGUCGAAAGAUACAAAAUUCGUUUGUUUUUUGGAGUGCUCACGAGAGAACAGCAAAAAAGACAUCAACAGCAGCUGGAGGAGCUGCUCAGCCAAGAUGAUUAAAAUGGAGACCGAUAAAAUUAUGGACGAGUCAAAUAACAGCAACCUACAGUUCACCACCUCGAUACUGUACGAUCCGGCGCGGAAGAAAGAACCAUCGCAGUCAUUCCAGACCGAACGCGACUCUUGUCUCACCUAUUUUGCCAAAUGGAACGAAUCGGACCAGGUGGACUUCGUGGAACAGCUCCUGUCCCGCAUGUGCCAUUACCAGCAUGGACACAUCAACGCUUACCUGAAACCGAUGUUGCAGCGGGAUUUCAUCACACUGUUACCGACAAAAGGAUUGGACCAUGUGGCGGAAGACAUCCUCUCUUAUCUGGACGCAAAGUCCCUAUGUAGAGCUGAGCGCGUAUGCAAAGAGUGGUCUAGGGUAAUAUCAGAACGCAUGCUGUGGAAGAAACUGAUAGAACGAAACGUUCGCACUGAUUCCCUUUGGCGGGGACUUGCCGAACGGAAGGGAUGGAUCAAAUAUCUAUUCAUACCACGACCGGGCGUGACACAUCGACCGCACAAAUUUUACCGUGAGCUAUUCCCCAAGAUCAUGAAAGACAUCGAAGCGAUCGAAAACAACUGGCGCACCGGUAAUCACAACUUGCAGCGGAUAAAUUGUCGAUCGGAGAACUCGAAGGGCGUUUACUGUCUGCAGUACGACGAUGAUAAGAUCGUGUCAGGCUUGCGAGACAAUACCAUCAAAAUCUGGGACCGCAAUUCACUUCAAUGCUGCAAGACCCUCACCGGGCAUACCGGUUCGGUUCUCUGCUUACAAUAUGAUGACAAGGUAAUCAUCAGCGGCUCCAGUGAUUCCACGGUGCGCGUGUGGGAUGUCAAUACUGGGGAUAUGGUGAACACAUUGAUACAUCACUGCGAAGCGGUGCUGCAUUUACGCUUCAACAAUGGUAUGAUGGUAACCUGUUCCAAGGAUCGCUCGAUCGCCGUUUGGGACAUGACAUCACCAACCGAGAUCGCUCUCCGGCGGGUGUUGGUUGGUCACAGGGCAGCAGUAAACGUGGUUGACUUCGACGAGAAAUACAUCGUCUCAGCAUCGGGUGAUCGCACAAUCAAGGUGUGGAAUACUUCGACGUGCGAGUUUGUUCGCACUCUUAACGGUCACAAGCGAGGGAUCGCGUGUCUACAGUACCGUGAUCGGCUUGUUGUGAGCGGUAGUUCCGACAAUUCUAUAAGACUUUGGGAUAUCGAAUGCGGUAUCUGCUUGAGGACUCUAGAAGGCCACGAAGAGCUCGUACGUUGCAUUCGUUUCGAUUCGAAGCGCAUCGUGAGUGGAGCUUACGACGGCAAGAUAAAGGUGUGGGAUCUCCAAGCUGCCUUAGAUAUGAGAGCGCAGACUAACACACUGUGCUUGAAGACGCUGGUGGAACAUACGGGUCGCGUCUUCCGGCUCCAGUUCGAUGAGUUCCAGAUAGUAAGUAGCUCCCACGACGACACCAUCCUCAUAUGGGACUUCCUGAACUGUUCCCAGAGCGAUGAUACGGCAACGCCCCAGGCGUUGGUCCAGGUGGGCCGAAGUCCAUCACGUGAGUAUUCCUCCUCCUCCGCUGCUGGUGGUCGGGCUCAGCCUCAGCACGAGACUGAUGAUGACGAUGCAUACUAGAAACAAAAAAAAACAACCAACUGUAGUAAUUGAAUCAGUAAAACAAAAAAGGGAACCUUUACAAAAAAAUAUUUUUCAAACAAAAAGCACACCACCAGCCACAUUCGAACAGACCACAGCGGACUAUUGCUUACUCUUGUUCUUCUCUUCUCUCCUCCACGAUGGUUACGUUCAUUCGGGUGUGAUGUGCCGUGUUCAAAUGGAAAUCGUUGAAAUUAAAAGCUGAAAUCACGUAAGGAUUUACGAAAGCGUUAAGAACGGUAGUAAACAUGAGUAGUAAUACAAAGUAGCGGACACAAGAGAAAAGAAGCAAAACCAGAUGAGGAAAUGAAUGCAAAAAUCAAAGCAGGGAGAAAACUAUAGCAAACGCUGGUCGCUCACAUACACAUACAUUGUCCUGACAAAUUAAAGAACAUUUACGUUCCGUCAUGUAUGUGCGGCAGGAGAAGUAGAGCUCACGAAAAAGUAAAUACAAUACAAGCAACAGGAAAAUGACUACAUAUAGAAUUAUAUUUCAGGCCCAAGGUAAUCUUGUAAUAAAAAAACAACAAUUCAAAACAUUGAAUCACGAAAAAUGACCAUGAUUACGCUGAAAGUGUUUUUUUCAUCGUGUUAGCGCAGAUGUAUGUGUGUGUUGUGCGCAUGCAAUUCUAGUGUGUAUGUGUGUAUGAUGUUGUGUGAAUGUGUGUAUCGAGAAAGUGUAAAAAAACAAAACGUUUAUCUCAUAUUAGAAUUUUAUUGAUUGCUUCUAUCCAUGAUCACAGCGAAUAAGAUUUUAUAGAGUCGAAUGUAGGCGCAAAAGUUGACUCGUUUGUUACUAAGUAUUCGAGUUCGACAGAUGGCAUUGCUUUUGGGAAGAGAAUCAUUUAUCGUUGCUUUUGGUAAUUCGUCCAUUUUUGUUUUCAUUUGACGCUUUUAAAAUUUAACCAUAUAUUUAGAUAUGGCUUAGUUGCCGGUAGCUCAUAAAUACACUGAACGCGACAGCGGCGGAUGAAGCGGACAAGGUUAGGUAAAUUUUAAACCUAUUUAGUAAUAGCAAUUCCGGGCCCGAGUGUGAUUCAAUUGAACCCUGUGAACGCGAGAAAAAAAAACUGUUUGGAAGAGUUUGGCAAGUGAGAGAAUCGCUGUUGUUUAUUAGUAAUACAAGUAAUUUAUAGAGCUCUCAUAUGAGCGGUAAUAAAACAGUAAAAUUGAUCCAACAAUAGAAAUAAACACUACAAAACAAAACAUGUGAAACAACGUAGAAAUUGCCCCCCUUUCAAUCACAUACAUCUUUAAACAAUAACAGUGGAUACAAUGCAAAAGAACAGUUGUUAUCUAUUACUCGUUUCACGUUUCGGAUUAGAGCAAACCUUAAAACAAAUUUAUGCAGAUGUAUUAACAAGAGAGAUAUUCACAAACAUAGAUAACGUUAUAUUUGGAAUGACAAAUGUAGAGAAAUGUGCAUAACACACGAAUAGGAAUCGCUGGAAUAAAAUGUGCCGUGAUGUAGCACUAGAGAAUGAUCUGAAUUCAUUGAGUAGACUGACUCUCAAUUUCCAGUGUGUAGAACCGAUUAACACCACACAUUGUAAUGAGUUCUGUUUUGGAUCUCGGAGAGUCACCAGGUAUUGAAAACACAAUUAUUCCAUUAUUCCAUUGGAUAGCUGUGGAUAAGGACAGAACGAAUGAUGUUAACGAAAAUGACAAGAAAGUGGAAAUAUAUUCAGCUGAGAGCAUAGAGCAAACUUUGUGAGCAGA